GCCGCCGCCGCCCGUCACGACAUCAUCCUGCGACCUGCGACGACUGCACACGCCCGCCGCGCAUGGCCCCGCAUGGCCGUCGCCACGCCAGCUCGUGAAACCCAGCGCGCGCCGUGGCUGGCCAUCCCCUCGCGCGCCAUCUCCGUGGUCGAGCACCCGGCCAUCGUCAGGAACGUCGACAAGGGCAUUGCCUCGCUGGGCGGGCCCGUCAAGCUGAGCAAGGGCCUGCGUUCGAAACUGGAAACCACCGUCAACGCCGACGGCGACGACGAGCUCAAAAAACUCAUUUCCGUCUCGCUGCGCCCCGACGACCCGUUUGCCAAGCGUCUGCUGUCCACGCCAGUGCGAACCAACAACGUGCUUCUCAAGGUGACAGUGCCCAAGCGGACCGGCCGCAAGCGGAGGCGCGGCUCUUCAGGGCCCUUUCUGCCCUUUCUGCCCCCGCACGCAAUCGCUCCCAGCAGUAAUGCACUCUGCGACGCCCACGCCUAUGUCGACGCCCCAACCAUCUACCGAAGUCUGCAGGACAAUGCAUCGACAUACAAGGUCACCCUCGCCGGCGUCGUCGACGAGACUCACCGGUUCAGGAACAUGCCCGACUUGCAGUACGCGGCCUCUCACAACCACACCAUGCUCGGCCUGCGCAACCACAUACUUCCCAGGCAAUACGACCAGCUGAAAAAGUACCACAUCAACACCGCGGCGGGCGCCGACUUGACCAAGAGUGUGGGCCCAUCCGCAGAGUUUCUGCAGAUGCCCAUUGCAUUCAAUUACCGAUUCCAGCAAAACUCCAAUGUCAAAUACACCGACCAAGGCGUCGUCAACAUCCAGAGGAGCCUGGCUUACAACACAUACACCAUUGUCAAGCCCACCGACGAGCAUGUCCCCACCGGACCCAGACCGGGACUGCCUGCAGAGAGGGAUCUCUCGCCUUACAUGCAGUCGCUGAUUGCCAACAUCAGAGCCCUGCUUCUUCAAAGACCCAUCGUCACCCGACAGCUCCUGUACAACAGGCUCGGAUGGGACAAGCGCACCAAACUCCGACAGGCCGCCAUAUACUGUGGCUUCUUCUUCGAAAGUGGUCCAUGGCGCGAGGCACUUGUACGGUGGGGAGUUGACCCUCGCAAGGACCCCGAGUACCGCAAAUACCAAACAGUGUCUUUUCUGUCGUAUAUCAAGUCAGGCACAUCAAAACACCGCGCAGUGUUUGAUCAGCACGUCAUGAAACUAGCAAAGAUGUCCCCGGAAGAGCUGGAGUCUGAGCAUACCUUUGACGGAGUCCAUGUUUCGCAAACGGGAAACCUGUUCCAGUUUUGCGACAUCACUGACCCGCUCAUUUCCAAGAUUUUGGCUACCAAAGACAUCCGAACGACCUGUGCACCGACCUUUCAGGGCUGGUAUCAUGUCGGAACGUGGGCCAAAGCGACAGUGAUCCUCAAGGAUAAGAUGAAUGCAAUCAUCGGCGGCGAGAAGCCAGACGACUCGAUAUACCAGCGUAUUAUCGAAUGGCCAGAGCUGUGGGAUGACAAGGAAAUGGCGGCCCAGUACAAAGCAGAGAUUGACGAUCGCCAGAUUCGCCAUGAAAAGAGAAGAGAGCAUCAAGUCAUGCACAACGUCCGCUGGGCUGCAAGAAACCCACGAUACGCCUUUGAGAAGAUGGAGACAGAGCAUGAUCAGCAUGGGCACCCUGGCGAAGGAGAGGAGCCAGAGGAGGUUGAUGUUCCUGAAGACAUGACUGAAGACCCCGUCGUGGCCGACACAGUGUUAAACGCAGACAUCGAGGCAGAUGAUAACGAUGCGGGUGAGGAUGGAGAGGGAGACGAUGAUGGUGAAGACGAAGACGAGAUGCAAGACGACGAACAAGACGACGAUUCAUACGGGAGCUCAGAGGGGGAAAACGACAGCGACAGCCCUGUGAUGUCUGUCCGGGCUGUCUCCGAAGGCCCAGCGCCAUUUGGAGGAUACUACAGAGUAUAAAAGCCAC
Molecule: messenger RNA, 1984 nt
Organism: Exserohilum turcica Et28A
Lineage: Eukaryota; Fungi; Ascomycota; Dothideomycetes; Pleosporales; Pleosporaceae
Exons: 5
Coding region: 73-1977 (634 amino acids)
Biological process (GO): transcription initiation at RNA polymerase III promoter
Cellular component (GO): transcription factor TFIIIC complex
Source: RefSeq, a predicted model, not a curated record